Messenger RNA from Anarrhichthys ocellatus (wolf-eel), 5465 nucleotides. It is a transcript of the gene col8a2, whose product is annotated as collagen, type VIII, alpha 2. Bases 26 to 2092 code for a protein of 688 amino acids. The record is from RefSeq and is a predicted model, not a curated record. Gene Ontology annotation, molecular function: protein binding. NCBI's taxonomy places the organism in Eukaryota, Metazoa, Chordata, Actinopteri, Perciformes, Anarhichadidae. The transcript is spliced from 2 exons.
UUUUGUGCGACAUCUGAAGCCUGAGAUGCUGAUGACCAUGCUGCUGGCUCCAGUCUGUGUGCUGCUGACGCUGGGAACGCGUGCUCUUGCUGGAGGCUAUCCCCCCAUCGCCCACAUGAAGUACAUGCAGCCCAUGAUGAAAGGGCCUAUUGGACCCCCGUUCAGAGAAGGCAAGGGACAUUACGUUGAUAUGCCACCCAUGAUGGAAGUCAAGGGGGAACCAGGCCUCCAAGGCAAACCUGGACCUAGAGGCCCCUCAGGGCCAGAAGGAAUUCCAGGCAAACCUGGACUGGGCAAGCCGGGUCUCAAUGGCCAGCCAGGUUCUCAGGGGCCUCCUGGUUUUCCAGGAAUGGGUAAGCCUGGACUUCCAGGUCUCCCAGGAAAGAUUGGACUAAAGGGGAUGCCUGGACUUAAUGGCGAGGUUGGCCCUCGUGGUGAACCAGGUCCCAGAGGUUCUUCAGGGCAGCCCGGCCUCCCUGGCCCAUCUGGCUUGUCUCUAAAUGGGAAACCUGGACUUCCAGGAAUGAGAGGUCCCUUUGGGGCUCGGGGUGAACCGGGAACAAAGGGUCUUUCUGGCCCACCAGGUGAACGUGGGUUUAAGGGCGAGAAUGGAAAUGGAAAGCCAGGGCCUUCAGGUAUAAGGGGUCCUCCUGGGCUAAAAGGCAGUUCAGGACCACCUGGUCUUCCAGGUAUAGGCAAACCAGGCCUAAAAGGUUUGUCUGGACUGCCUGGUCUUAAAGGUGAUCAAGGACUCCCAGGGGAACAAGGAGAACCCGGAGAGUCUGGGGCUCCAGGUCUACAAGGUCUGCCAGGACCAGUUGGGCUAGGGAAGCCUGGGCAAGACGGACUGCCUGGAGGACCAGGUCCACUAGGUCCAAAAGGUGAGCCAGGGACCAGGGGUUCUCCUGGAUUUCCUGGCACUCCUGGUUAUGGAAAACCUGGUUUGAGUGGGCCUAAAGGAGAAAAGGGCUAUGGUGGGUUGCCUGGUCUCCCAGGGGACAAAGGAGAGCAAGGAAUGUCGGGCCCGAUUGGAGAACUCGGCCUUGAUGGGCAAUCAGGACCACCAGGUCUUCAAGGCCCAAUGGGACUGCCUGGAAAACAUGGAAUGCCAGGACUGAAGGGAGAGCUGGGGCCCCAGGGCCCUCCGGGACUUCCUGGCCUCAGAGGUGACCAAGGCCCCACUGGAUCCUUUGGAAAACCUGGCAUCCCUGGAGAGAAAGGCAUCCCUGGGCCUAACGGUUCUAUUGGAAAACCUGGACCCAAAGGUGAUGGAGGGCAUAUUGGCCUACCUGGCAAUCCAGGGUUGACAGGUGCUCCAGGGCCGAAAGGUGAGGGAGGGUUUAUAGGAACUCCAGGACCCAGGGGACAGUCAGGAAUUCCUGGUCUACAGGGGCCCAUGGGUCCCAUGGGGCCACAGGGUGGCCCUGGCCCAAAGGGUGAAUCCGGACAUCCAGGGUCUCCAGGACUGGGUAAGUUCGGAGAGAAGGGAAAUAUAGGUCCCCAGGGUCCUCCAGGGAAACCAGGCCCUUCUGGGCUCAAUGGUAACCAUGGCGCUCCUGGUCCUCCAGGGCCCCCCGGUCCUCCAGCAAAUGGCCAAACAGUUGUUGCAGGGCCAACAGAUUCACAGUUGGAAGGGGAUGAAGUACCAGGGGACAGGAAAGGGCCUGCAUACAGUCAAGUCCCACUCUCUGCCUCUGUGGCACCAGCCUUCACAGCCAUCCUCAGCACACCUUUCCCCCCCUCUGCCAUGCCAAUCAAAUUUGACAGGACCCUCUACAAUGGGCAAAAUGCCUACAGCCCUGCUUCUGGCAUGUUCACCGCUCCUUUAUCUGGUGUCUACUACUUUGCAUACCACAUGCACGUAAAGGGAACAAGCCUGUGGGUGGCACUGUACAAGAACAAUGUGCCAGCUACUUACACCUAUGAUGAAUACAAGAAAGGCUACAUGGACCAGGCGUCCGGUAGUGCUGUCCUAGAGCUGAAGGAGGGUGAUCAGGUAUGGGUCCAGAUGCCCUCGGAUCAGGCAAAUGGCCUCUAUUCUACCGAAUACAUUCACUCCUCCUUCUCAGGAUUUCUGCUCUGUCCCACAUAACCCUGUCCUUUCACUCAUGUUCCUGUAUUGGCACCUCAGAGCAGCCCUAAACCUGAAAUACCUACAGCCAUUAACAGAAACACAAAACCCAUAGGAUUCUCAAUAUUUUUGCCAUCAUCUUGAUCUGUCUCACCCUCAGCAAUAUCAGCGAAAGAAAAAACAAAACUUUGUGAAUGAAAUAUGGAAAGUUUUAAAAAGCAGGGGAAAGAAUUUCAUACUGUGUUCUUCGUUUCAAUGUCCUUCAAAUGUGUGUUUUUGGGUUGUAAUUGAUGAUGGUGUUUUUUAGCUUAUAUUAUUUUAAUUAUUAUAUUGUCAUAAUUUUAUUGUUAUUAUUUGGUCCUUUGUCGUCAUUGUUGUUGUUGAUCGGAUUCAGACUAUUAAGUGCCUUACUUUGUAAUGUGCUAGUAACAGACCUUCCCAUGUGACUGCACAUCCUGCCCACAAGCUCUGACAUCACCAGGCCCUGGGGGGUGAUUGGUUGGUCUGGCUGCAGUCACGUCCCCCUUGUGUUCCUAUUUAAACCAUUGAAUGGCAAUACUGACAUAAAGAGCAAUGACACAACAUCGGAAAUAUAGACAGACGAUAGCAAAACAAGGCAUUUUGUGCUGAAAUACGAUUACUUUUCACGUUUCUUUUGUUUGGCCUUUAUGGUACUCUAAACAAUUGCUACGUUAAAAUUAUUAAUGGGAUUAAAUCUUUGUUUUAAGAGUGAGAUAUAUAUUUUGACAAUUAGUUGGCAUCUGUAGGAUGCUUAUUUCUCUGCUUCUUUCUGAAUUUGGUUGGCGACCAUUUAAGAUGACCUUUAUCUUUUUUUUAAUAUAAUUUAUUGAACUGUCCAGAAAUGCAAUCCAAGAGUAACUAUGACCUCACAGUAUUAGACUUUAUAAAAUUGAACCUGCCCUGUUUAAGUGGAUAAUGCGCAAGAUUUUUUUUUUUUUAACUUUCAGGAUAAAAUUAAUUAAGGAUGAUAUGUAUGCAUACAGUCAAUGUUUACAUGCCAUAGAAUAGAUACUGAGAGCAACUGAAAAAUGGACGGUAAGGACACAAAUCCAGCAGGAUUAAUGGCCUGUUUCCUUGUAUCGAUCCCAUUUUUCACAAAUGCACUGCAAAUCCCAUCACGGUGUCGCAGGCAUUCCCUUCAGACACUCUGAACAUGACAUCACCGCUUUCUAAUGGUAUACUACCUAUUCCAAGUGAGCAAUCUCUGCUGCCAUACUCUAAAGGCCCCAUUUCUGACCACAUUUUGCUAAAUCUGUGAAGAGGCUGCUUUUGGAGAAAUAGGGAUGCAAAUGGUUGACAAACAAAGUACAUCCACUUCUUCCUUCAAUGGCAGUUUCUGUGCAACUUGUUGUUGCUGGGCAAACGAGAGCAAUUCUGAAUCGUUGGUGAAUGAAAUUGUUUUCUAUUAAUUCCCAAACCAUUGUGUCUAAAAUAGCAGAAUUGUUGUUUCGCUUCAUGGAACAUCCGUGGUUACAAGGACAAGAUGUCUCUCAGAGCCCGAAUUAUGUCAAAAAUAUACAGCCGGAAACGAGAAUCAAUCUGCAUUCACUCCAUGAAUAAGUAAAGGGACUGACUGAGGCCCACAGGUUGUGAAAUACAGGUUGUGUAACAUUUAACAACCCCCUGCCAGAUUUCUGGGAGAGGUGGGCCAGAGGUGAGAGUGGUGUAUUUACUCAUUUCUGUUGGAUGAGGUAUUAAGGAUACAUGCUCUGUGUGUGUAUGCGUGUGCUCGUAUGUUCUGGUAGGUGUACCCUUCUGUCUGUCACUAUGUCAAUAUACGUGUGUGUGUGUGUGUGUGUGUGUGUGUGUGUGUGUGUGUGUGUGUGUGGGUGUAGUUCACAUUGUCCCCCUGGCAUUCAGGUCAUGAACACUUCAGCGAGAAUAAUCACAAACUCGAAUGAAGUUACAAAACCUUAGGAAGAGCAUACAGUCCUGUUAAUGUUCCACAUGUAUUCUGACUCCUAAAUCUCUCGGCCUGCUUUGGGCUUUAAAGAAGAAAUGCACACACUGCCUUUGCAAAGUAAGGGAACAAGUUCUAAAUAAAAUAGGUGAAGGUAACGAGUAGAUUACGGGAGAUGACAUCAAAAUAAUGAGAUAAGAAGACAGCAUUUACUAAACGUAAAUUACUGGUUGACACUGAAAGCUUUUGACUGUUUUGCAUAUUGGUCCAAUGAAUGGCAUAAUGGUGUGCAACAUUUAUUGUCACAUACCAAGUCAUGAACAGAAAAAAAACGACACUCUGGUGAAGUGUGCAAAAUCUUUCAUCACGGUUGCAUUUACAGAAGUGAGGAGGUUUGAGCAAACUUGAGAAAAGUAGCUUAAAUUACAGAGCGAUUGCCGUGCCUUUACUCAUGCCGCCCAAACGCUAUCGUUACACUGAAUUUAGGGACUACCUUACAUCUUGAUGGAGGAAUGUCAAUGUACAGUAUAGGAUUGGGCCAGAUAUUGAGCUGUUCAAUCAGAAUGAAUGUAAUACUGUUUGACUCACUUACAAUAGUUUCUAUAAAUCAUCCACCAUGCUGUGUCACGAUACAUAAACAGUAGCUCUUCUGGAAAAGCAGUGCUUGGAAAAGGCCUAAUCAGUAUUUUAAGUCUAUGUAAUGCAAACAGUGCACUUGCUCUUGCCCUUUCCUUCUCAUAACAUGAAAACACAUCCAACUGCUACGUAUAUCAUUAUUGUCAUGUGAGUCUACAAGACUGUCCAAGGCUGGUUGUGUACUGUAUGUUGCCUUUUUUUUGUCGCCUUCUAUUUUUGGACAUAUGAAAUGGUGAUGUGAGUUACAUGUGGCUAUAACUCUCUGUCCUUGUGUUUUGCUUGCAGAGUUUGCCCUGUGUGUGCAAAUCAGUCAACGAGUGUCAGUAAGAUUCAUGUACCGUCUCAAUCACAAGUUGCUUUGAAGUGUUUUCUGCUUUUCUUUAAAAAAAACAACAUUUUUUUAUUUUUUAAAGCCUUGCUUCGGUUCUUAAGGGAUAUUUGUUUGUUUUAGUUUCAGUAAAUACAAACGGCCAUUCCCAUUUGCACAUGAAAUUAAUGAAGAUGUAUUUAUACAUUUAUGAUUUUAAUAGGGAUGCCAAAACCGACCACCGAAGCCUAGAACGUAUACAUGGUAUUUAACAGCAUUGAUGAGUUAAGAGCAUUUACGACAUGUAGUUAGCAUUCUAGAGUUGUUUGUGAAGGAUUAUUUGAUGACUUUUGUUUUCUAUUUGAGUAAUGUACAAUGUAUCAACUUAUAGGAUUUUUUUUUGCCAUACAAGGCUAUUGCGUGCACUCUAUGCAAUAGAAUUUGGGUAUAAAAUGCACUCUUUUUGAUUGAAAAUGUUUGUCUGCUUAUACAAAAUCUACAGUACUUGAUUGUAUUGAUACCACAUCAAU